This is a messenger RNA of Lotus japonicus, 2229 nucleotides long. RefSeq names its product alpha-dioxygenase 2-like. Gene Ontology annotation, molecular function: peroxidase activity; oxidoreductase activity, acting on single donors with incorporation of molecular oxygen, incorporation of two atoms of oxygen; heme binding. The transcript has 10 exons. The record is from RefSeq and is a predicted model, not a curated record. Lineage: Eukaryota; Viridiplantae; Streptophyta; Magnoliopsida; Fabales; Fabaceae. Gene Ontology annotation, biological process: response to oxidative stress. The coding region runs from base 113 to 1981 and encodes 622 amino acids.
AGCUCAUAGAAAGCCAAAAAAGUGAAAAACCACUAAACAUUCUUUUAGCACUUGAAGGUGUUAUAAGCAUUCUGACAAAUACUACUAACUAAGAUAGCUCGCCAAAGAGGCUAUGGCGUUUUCUUUUUUCUCAGCAUCCUUCAUUCAUCCCCAGCUCCAUUCUAUUGUGGCCAAAAUGACCCUCUUUGAUACCAUACUCUUCUAUGUGAUACAUUUUGUGGACAAGUUUGGAAUGUGGCAUAGGCUACCAGUGUCUUUGGGGCUAGCAUACUUGGGAAUUAGGAGGCACUUGCACUACCGUUACAAUCUCUUGCAUGUUGGAGGACUCACUGGCCAAAACUAUGAUACCAAAGACUACGCAUAUCGGACGCCGGCCGGUACCUGCAAUCACCCCUCCGAUGAUUUGAUAGGUAGCCAGGGAACUUUCUUCGGCCGGAACAUGCCGCCGACAACCAUAGAUCAUGGGGUACUAGAUCCUUGCCCAAGCUUGGUAGCGUCGAAGCUCCUAGCAAGAAAGAGUUUCAAAGAGGUGGGAAAGCAAUUCAACAUGAUAGCUUGCUCAUGGUUACAGUUCAUGAUUCAUGACUGGGUUGACCAUUUAGAGGACACUCAACAGGUGGAAAUCAAAGCUCCUGAUAGUUAUUCAAGUGGCUGUCCUCUAAAGUCUUUCAAAUUUUUCAAGACUAAGAAAUUCAAAACAGGCUCUUCAAAUAUCAAGUUUGGCUGCCAAAACAUUAGGACUCCUUGGUGGGAUGGAAGUGUCAUAUAUGGGAAUGAUGAGAAGGGAAUGAGAAGAGUAAGGGCAUUCAAAGAGGGAAAGCUGAAGAUAUCAGAAGAUGGGCUUCUAGAGCAUGAUGAGAAAGGUAUUCCUAUCUCAGGUGAUGUUCGGAAUUGCUGGGCUGGCUUUUCCCUUCUGCAGGCCUUAUUUGUCAAAGAGCACAAUGCUGUGUGUGACAUGAUAAAAGAGCACUAUCCUGAUAUAGAUGAUGAGCAGGUCUAUAGACAUGCAAGGUUGGUGACUUCAGCAGUCAUUGCAAAAAUCCACACAAUUGAUUGGACUGUAGAACUCUUAAAGACUAAUACUCUUCUGGCAGGGAUGAGGAUAAACUGGUACGGAUUUUUGGGGAAGAAAUUCAAAGAUUUGUUUGGAAACAUAUUUGGACCUGUACUUAGUGGAUUGGUUGGUCUUAGGAAGCCAAGAGAUCAUGGAGUUCCCUACUCACUUACUGAAGAGUUUGUGAGUGUUUACAGAAUCCAUUCACUGCUACCUGAUGAAAUUGUACUUAGAAACAUCAAGUCUACAACAGGAGGAGACAAAUGCCCUCCAGUAGUUGAAAAGGUGCCAAUGAGGGAAAUGUUGGGAAAAGAAGGGGAAAGAAGGCUAUCAAUCAUAGGAAUGGAGCAAAUGUUAGUAUCCAUGGGUCAUCAAUCAUGUGGUGCAGUUACUUUAUGGAACUACCCUACAUGGCUAAGGAACCUCAUUUCACAUGAUAUUGAUGGAGAAGAUAGACCUGAUCCGGUUGACAUGGCUACCAUGGAAGUGUAUAGAGAUAGAGAAAGGGGAGUUGCAAGGUACAAUGAAUUCAGGAGAAACUUAUUGAUGAUCCCUAUUAGUAAGUGGGAAGAUUUAACAGAUGAUGACGAGGUCCUUGAAGCUCUCAAAGAGGUGUAUGGAGAUGAUGUUGAGAAGCUGGACUUGAUAGUAGGUCUCCAUGCAGAGAAGAAAAUAACAGGGUUUGCUAUCAGCGAGACUGCUUUCUUUAUUUUCCUAAUGAUGGCUUCUAGGAGGCUAGAGGCUGACCGUUUCUUCACAACAAAUUUCAAUUCCAAAACAUACACAGAUAAAGGGCUUGAAUGGGUGAAUAAAACAGAGACUUUGAAGGAUGUGAUUGACAGGCACUUCCCUGAAAUGACUAAAAAGUGGAUGAAGAGCUCAAGUGCAUUCUCUGUGUGGCAUUCAAUGACAGAUCCUACUAAGUAACUACAUACCUCUGUACUUGAGAGCACCCCUCUAAUAAUGAUAAAUCAUUGGCACCAAGCGAGGGAAUGCUAGACAUUUGGUAAUUCCCCCUUGCCAAAAUAAAAGAUCUCAUUGAAGCAGCUAAUCCCAUGCAUAUUAUCGGUAUAUGAACAUCCGAGUGUACAAAUUGUAUAGUAUCACAAAUAGCUACUCCAGGGAUUACCCAUCCUCCUGAGAAAUUAAUAAAGAGAGACAAAUCUUUUUUAUCA